AAGAAAAGAAAUAAAAUUCAAAACAACUAAAAGAGCCUCGGUCUCUCCACCACCGCUCCUCCCUUCUCUCUCUCUCUGUCUCUCUCUCAGAAUUUCCAAGAAGCAAAGAAAAGAAAGAAGAAGGAAAAAAAGAGAGGAGAGCAGAAAUCUAGGGUUUUCUGGAUCUCCAGAAUUAGGGUUUUCUCGAUCCGCGAGACGGUGUCGUUUUGGGGUGGAAGACGAUGGAUUCGGUCCCGUCGAACUCGCUUGGGAACCUCGACGAGCAGAUUGCUCAGCUCAUGCAGUGCAAGCCUUUGUCCGAACAAGAGGUAAGGGGGCUCUGUGAAAAGGCUAAGGAGAUAUUGAUGGAAGAAAGCAACGUUCAGCCUGUGAAAAGCCCAGUAACUAUUUGCGGUGAUAUUCACGGACAAUUUCAUGAUCUUGCCGAGCUUUUCCGUAUUGGAGGAAAGUGUCCAGAUACCAAUUAUUUGUUUAUGGGAGAUUAUGUGGAUCGUGGCUAUUAUUCCGUUGAAACCGUAACUCUUUUGGUGGCCUUGAAGGUUCGUUACUCUCAACGUAUAACUAUCCUAAGAGGGAAUCAUGAAAGUCGUCAGAUUACUCAAGUUUAUGGUUUUUAUGACGAGUGCUUACGGAAGUAUGGUAAUGCCAAUGUUUGGAAGACCUUUACUGAUUUAUUUGACUAUUUUCCGCUGACAGCUUUGGUUGAAUCUGAAAUCUUCUGCUUGCACGGUGGACUUUCUCCCUCAAUUGAAACCCUUGAUAACAUACGUAAUUUUGACCGUGUUCAAGAGGUUCCUCAUGAAGGUCCCAUGUGUGAUCUUCUUUGGUCUGACCCGGAUGAUCGCUGUGGCUGGGGUAUCUCUCCCAGAGGUGCUGGAUAUACUUUUGGCCAGGACAUAUCCGAGCAGUUCAAUCAUACCAAUAACUUGAAGUUGAUUGCUAGAGCACACCAGCUGGUCAUGGAAGGUUAUAACUGGGGUCAUGAACAAAAAGUUGUCACCAUAUUCAGUGCACCCAACUACUGUUACCGCUGUGGAAAUAUGGCAUCAAUCCUAGAAGUCGAUGACUGCAAAGGUCACACAUUCAUUCAGUUUGAGCCAGCUCCAAGGAGGGGAGAGCCAGAUGUUACCCGAAGAACACCUGAUUAUUUCCUAUAAUUGAACUGUCAAAUCAGUUGCUGAAUUACCUACUGCUGCCUGCCUGCUAGAAGGUUUAUGUGUUGAGGGUUCUACUAAUUUAAGAUAUAACUUCACGAUAGUGGUGGUCGAUUGGAGAAAAUCAUGUAAGAUUGGUAAGUGAGGCUUCCGUGAGUUGUGUUCAAGUUUCACCUAAGGAAGCAGCAGAGGUGGCGACACUGUUGCAGCAUAUGUAUCAUUUCCAGCAAACAAUGUGGCAUCUACUGUUUCGGAUUUUUCAUUCCUUUCCUUCUUUCUACUUUUUUUUUUUUUUUUUUUUUUCUGUAUUAGGAUGGUUUUUUGGGGGUCUGUAGAGGGACGAUGAGCUCACUUCAUAUAAUGGGUGCUUUUAUAAUUUUCCCCUUGGUACGAAUGAAUGCUACAUGUUAUCCAAUAGGUUCAUUUUAUUUUGAUUA
Messenger RNA from Rosa chinensis, 1591 nucleotides. Its product is annotated as serine/threonine-protein phosphatase PP2A catalytic subunit. Gene Ontology annotation, molecular function: protein serine/threonine phosphatase activity. The record is from RefSeq and is a predicted model, not a curated record. NCBI's taxonomy places the organism in Eukaryota, Viridiplantae, Streptophyta, Magnoliopsida, Rosales, Rosaceae. Gene Ontology annotation, cellular component: cytosol. Gene Ontology annotation, biological process: mitotic cell cycle; peptidyl-serine dephosphorylation. The transcript is spliced from 11 exons. Bases 222 to 1157 code for a protein of 311 amino acids.